AUGAGCUAUCAUUUUACUCCUUCUUCGUCUUCUGCUGUUGCUGCUCCACCAAUCCAUCCACCACUACAACAACCACCCCCACAACAAUCUUUACUUCAACCACAAUCUUCAAAUCCUUGGACUCCUUGUCGGAAUGCUGCAGCAUUUGAUUUUAUUAAUUUUCAACAACAAUUACCUCCACAGUCUUUAUUUGGAAAUGUUGGGGGGCCAGGAGAAUGUUUAGCAGCUCCAAUACUUUCCUCUUCUUCUUUAAUUUCACAACAAACAAAGCAACAUCAAAAAAUUAAUCAACAAAAUAGUGAAGAUGAAAUUAAAAUUUUUAGAACUGGACAGCACAAUACUGACUCUUUUAGUGGGUCUUCUCGUUUAACAACAGGAGAUUUAACUGAAAUGGAACGUGAAAAAAAUGAUUUGUUAGUUAGUGAUGUUAGUUCUAAAGAAUUUUGUUCUUCACCAGAAGUUGAACGUGGAGGGGGAAAUACAACAACAACUUUACAUGGACUUUCCUUUUCUGUUGAUGAUUGUCAAUAUCUUUUUAGUUUAAAUCGUAAAAGUGUUGGAGGAGGGGGAGGGAAAGAUAAUUCUUUUACAAUUUUAUUUCCAGAUGUUGAAUUACCGUUGAGAGAUGAUGGUUAUGCAACAAGCGAAACAAAUAUGUCGGCUUCGGGAAUAGCAAAUAGUGAAUGUACUACAAAUACAGUUAAUGAUGGAGGAGGGGAGGGGGGAAGUAUUUCCUCAAGUAAUUUAUUAUUUGGAAAUUCUAAUAAUGUUUUUAAAACUCGACGACGUUCUAAAAGCACGGGACAGUUAACUACAACUUUUUAA
Molecule: messenger RNA, 825 nt
Organism: Meloidogyne enterolobii
Lineage: Eukaryota; Metazoa; Nematoda; Chromadorea; Rhabditida; Meloidogynidae
Source: the annotation of a GenBank genome assembly